AAACUGAAUUCUAUCAGUGUUUGUUGUAAAAUGGCAGAAGCUAGUGUCACAGUGUAUCAGAAGCAAUUCACCUGCGCAAUCUGUCAGGAUCUACUGAAGGAUCCAGUGACUACAGCCUGUGGACACAAUUACUGUAUGAACUGCAUUAAGAGCUGCUGGGAUCAGGAGGAUCAUGAUGGAGUUUACAGAUGCCCCCAGUGCAGACAGACCUUCAUACCAAGACCUGUUCUGGCCAGAAACACCAUGCUGGCUGAAGUGGUGGAGAAACUGAAGAAUACUGGACAACAAGUGACUGCUACUGACCAUUAUACUAGACCGGGAGAUGUGGAGUGUGAUUUCUGUACUGGGAGAAAACGCAAAGCUGCCAAGUCCUGCCUGAUGUGUCAGGCCUCUUACUGUGAAUCUCACCUCCAGCCUCACUAUGAGUCUCCAGCUUUUAAGAAGCACAAGUUGACUGAUGCCACUGGACGUUUGCAGGACAAGGUCUGUUCCCAGCAUGACAAACCCCUGGAGGUCUACUGCUGUACUGACCAGCAGUGUAUCUGUAAUCUGUGUACAAUGUAUGAACACAAUGGCCAUGAUACAGUAUCAGCUGAUGCACAAAGGACAGAGAUACAGGAAAAAAUAGGUGAAACACAGAAGGAAUUUCAGCAAAGAAUUCAGAUGAGACAAAAGGACCUGAAAGUUCUGAUAGAGGCUGUGGACUCAAUAACAAGAUCGGCACAGUCAGUUGUGGAAGACAACGAGAGAAUCUUCAAUGAGAUGAUCCGCUCCAUCCAGAGAAGACGCUCUGAGGUGACACAGAUGAUCAAAGAUGAGGCGAAGGCUGCAGUGAGUCAGGCUGAGAGAGACAUGGAGAGACUGAAGCAGGAGAUUGAUGAACUGAAGAGGAGACACUCUGAGCUGGAGCAGCUUUCACACACAGAUGAUCACAUCCAUUUCCUCCAGAGUUGGCAGAGUCUUCCUGUUGUCCCUGAAGUUGGAUUUGGACCCAGAAUCUCUGUCUAUCCACGCUGCUCUUUUGAGAACGUGAGGAAGGUGGUUUCUGAACUGAAGGAUCAACUGGAAAAUGUUUGCGAAAAGAAGACAGCAGAGUUGCAUCGCCCAGUUACCAAAGACACCGUCCUACCAGUAUUAGUGCCCAGGACCAGAGCAGAAUUCUUACACUAUUCCUGUCGGCUCACUCUGGACCCCAACACAGCAAACAGAAACCUUCAUCUGUCUGAGGGGAACAGAGUGGUGACAUGGAAGAGAGAGACACAGUCAUAUCCUGAUCACCAGGAGAGAUUUGACUCCCAAGUGCCGUGUACAGAGGGUCUGACUGGACGCUGCUACUGGGAGGUUGAGUGGAGCGGGCGUUCGAUUGGUAUAGCUGUCACAUAUAAAGGGAUCAGCAGGAAAGGAUGGGCUGACAACAGCAGGCUUGGAUGCAAUGACAAGUCCUGGUGUUUGUACUGCUUAGACUCCAGUUACUCAUUCUGGCAUAAUACUGUGCAAACUGCACUACCUGACCCCCCCUCCUCCAGGAUAGGAGUGUACCUGGAUCACAGGGCAGGAACUGUGUCUUUCUACAGCAUCUCUGACACAGUGACCCUCCUGCACAGGGUCCAGACCACGUUCACUGAGCCCCUCUAUCCUGCAUUUUAUCUUUGCAGCAGUACAGCCAAAUUGUGCUGAGUAUGUUAACAGGCUGUUAAAAGUAUCUCAAAAAUUAACUAAGUAAUUAAUACUAGAAAACAUAACUAUUGGCAGAGAACUGUUUGCUGAGGGCUCUUGGCUCUGUCAUAUAUAGAAUGGACCUUCAUUUUACCCCAGUGAGCCCUAAAACUGCACCAUCUGAGAUUAUAAAGAUAGAAGCAGGCAGUGAUUCCAGAAUCAGUGCACAGUUAAAGCCAAGGUGUGUCCUCCAGCGCUGGGGACACCCUGGACGGGAAGCCAGUCCAUCACAGAGCAGCCACUCACACAUCAUCACACACUGUGGACAAUUUACAGGUACCAGUUUAUCUAGAGAACAGCCAUACAGACACGGGCAGAACAUGAAAACACACAGAGACUGUGAUGUUGUGUUUGGCUUUGUACUGACCAGAAAAUACCUGUAUGCAUCUAAACAUUUCAAUUAUAAUUAAACCUGACUUGACGUUUAACUAAACCCAAGUCUAGGUUUGAUUCUUUCAGUCAGCAAAAUGUGCAGUUAGGAAAUAUGUGUGUGGGGGCUUAAUUUUUUCUGCCUUAACCUCUAUCCAUUUUCCAAACCACUUAUCCUUCUGGGUCGCAGGGCGUCCAGAGCCUUUUCUGGAAGCUAUGGGCACGAGCUUAAUUAAGUUAGUUAGCUCGGCGCACAAGUGUUCUCCCAAUUGCAGCAUUUACACAUAUAUCAUAUUGGGCCUCCCAGUCUAGACUAAUCCAGGUAUUUUCAAAAUUUUUCAGGGUCCCUGUCACUCAGUUCUCCCUGGAAUUGUCCCAAUGUCCCCCCCACCCCUGGUUGUAUGAGCUAUUAUUCAUGUUUACUGACUAGCUCAGUACACACACUUUCGCGCCCCAAGUAAAACUAUUGCAAAACUAUUUAUACCUUGUGAGUUCAUAUGGAAACGGACAGUGUUUGAUAUGUUAAUGAGAAACCUGAAAUUCCAACAGUGUAGAAUUGUUAUUAAUUAUGAGCAUUCCUUGCAGUACAGUGUUGAAUUAAUACUUAUAAACUUACAGUUUGUGAGUUUUGCCUGUAACAUCCGACAGUCAGUGUCCCGUACCAAUGGCAGAAGUUCAUAUAUGUAUUCUAAACAAUAAUUGGUAAAUUAUACCAUAGUUUUUAUAUGAUUUAUGACAGAUGGUAUAGAAUAGACCAUAAUAUGGAAAUGUGAAUAUAUAUGUUAUGCGGUGUGAUCCAGGUGUAUUUGUAUUAACCUUGGAAAGGGAUAUUAACUCUUGGGUCAGCAUUUGUUUUUCACAAUUUUGUUAAUGUCUUCUCCCUGUUUGGCCAGCAGGUGUCGCUGGCCAUUCUGUCCUCCCUGUUGUCCAAGCCCUUUGUGUGUUUCCCCAGCUCCCCUGACUGCUGCAUGGCUCAAUGAGCUGAGCGUGCGGCAACCUGUAAUCCCCUCGGUGAUGUUACAAUAUUACACGUUACCCUGUAUUGUAUAAUUUUUGUAUUUUGUUCCCUGCCAGUUCUUGUUCCAUGUGUUCCCUUGACAUUUCUUGUAGUUAGUAUUUCUUUUCCAUAUUUUGCUUUUUGACACCUCGUGGUUCUUUUCCUUCCUAGUUUUACCCAGUGUUUUAGUUUGAGUAAUAAACCCCCUUAUAUCUGAGCUGCCAGUGGAUCGUCACCUAAUUUUUUCUCCCUGCACCAUGCUUUGCUUUUGUAACAAUUAUCCUUAUGCUAAAAGACAUUGAACAUGCAUUGUAUGUAAACCUGACAUGAAGGAUGACAUGGAUUUGCUGAAAAGAGUGUUUGAUAAACAUAACUGCAGAAAACUCGGAAGCAUCGA
This is a messenger RNA of Brienomyrus brachyistius, 3479 nucleotides long. Its product is annotated as tripartite motif-containing protein 16-like. Gene Ontology annotation, molecular function: zinc ion binding; protein binding. Bases 31 to 1677 code for a protein of 548 amino acids. NCBI's taxonomy places the organism in Eukaryota, Metazoa, Chordata, Actinopteri, Osteoglossiformes, Mormyridae. The record is from RefSeq and is a predicted model, not a curated record. The transcript has 6 exons.